Suillus discolor is the source of this 909-nucleotide messenger RNA. RefSeq lists its product as uncharacterized. Bases 1 to 909 code for a protein of 302 amino acids. The transcript has 3 exons. The record is from RefSeq and is a predicted model, not a curated record. Lineage: Eukaryota; Fungi; Basidiomycota; Agaricomycetes; Boletales; Suillaceae.
AUGGCCCCAGCUCAUUGUCCGUCGUGCAGAAAAGAAUUUCGGAACCAUACAUCUGUCGCUCGUCAUAUGAGCCAACCACGGUCUGGAUGUAAUAAUUGGCUAGAAGACCUGAUCAAACUCAACUCUACCUUACCACUCACCGAAGAUCCCAUGGCAGUGGACAAUACUAUUGACGAAGGCCCCUCUUACGAACAAGGAGAGGAUGUAAGUUUCUAUGAUUUGAGAACUGAAGGAGGGCAUUUGGACUUUGAGGCAUCUGGACACAGCAGAACUCGGGACGAGGUAGUUACCGACUACUUUCCACAGCCCCUGCUGGCUUUUGAGGAGGGUUACACAUUUCUAAGCCUAUUCGACGCAGACAAAAACAGUGUCUAUCGUAAAAAAAAUCUAUACUAUCUGUUCAGCGAUCGAAGGGAAUGGCAGCUUGCAUUAUGGCUUCUUCAUUCGGGUUUGAGCAUGGGGCAAAUCAACGAUUUCCUAGCGCUUGAUAUUUCUCAAGUUAUUCCUACGUCACACCCCACAAAGUCUCCAGCAGUUCUCUACUGGCAGGAUCCACUUGAAUGCAUCGCUUCUCUAUUCAACCAUCCUUUAUUUCACAAUCGCAUAGACUACAUGGCUUGCAAGGUGUAUAACACAGCGGAGAAGCUCUCUCGGACAUAUACCGAAUGGAUGACAGGUGAACAUGCCUGGGAGAUGCAGUCUGCACUUCCCCAUGGCGCAACUCUCCUUGGUACCAUUCUAUCCUCGGACAAGACAUGCAUUACUGCAUUGUCAGGCGACCACAUUGCGCAUCCUCUCCUUAUCAGCAUCGCCAACAUUCAUAUGGACAUACGCCUAAAAUCAUCUUCAAACGCCUUCCUUCUUGCUGCCUUACUUCCAGUCCUGAAAUUCAUCCACAAAAAUAAAUGA